Carcharodon carcharias (great white shark) is the source of this 1614-nucleotide messenger RNA. Its product is annotated as potassium voltage-gated channel subfamily A member 1-like. The record is from RefSeq and is a predicted model, not a curated record. Lineage: Eukaryota; Metazoa; Chordata; Chondrichthyes; Lamniformes; Lamnidae. The coding region runs from base 1 to 1614 and encodes 537 amino acids. Gene Ontology annotation, molecular function: delayed rectifier potassium channel activity; protein binding. Gene Ontology annotation, biological process: protein homooligomerization; potassium ion transmembrane transport. Gene Ontology annotation, cellular component: voltage-gated potassium channel complex; membrane. The transcript has a single exon.
AUGGACAUAGCUCUGGUGAGGUUGCAGGACGGCGGUGCGGCUCUGGGGAGCUGUCAGAGAGGCAACAGCAUCUCGGCGCACUUGGGUGUGAGCGCUGCCCCGGACAGUGGCUGGCCCGACCCCCAGCCGCUUCGUGGCCCCUCGGCCGGCAACAUGAACGACAUGAACGCGGCGGGGCUGCCCGACAACCUGCUGAAAGCCGUGGACCAGGGGCCGCCGGUGGACAACCUGCAGCUGCUGGACGUCAACCGCUCGGAGCGAGUGGUCAUCAACAUCGCCGGCCUCAGGUACGAGACCCAGUUGAGCACCUUGAGCCAGUUCCCGGACAGUCUGCUGGGCGACCCCGAGAAGAGAAUGAGGUACUUCGACCCGUUGAAAAACGAGUACUUCUUCGACCGCAACCGCCCGUGUUUCGACGGGAUCCUCUAUUUCUACCAGUCGGGCGGCAGGAUCCGGAGACCCGUCAACGUUUCCAUUGACAUGUUCGCCGACGAGAUCCGCUUCUACAAACUGGGACCCGAGGCCAUGGAGAGAUUCCGGGAGGACGAGGGCUUCAUCAAGGAAGAGGAGAAGGCUUUGCCCAAGAAUGAGUUCCAGAAGCAGAUGUGGCUCCUGUUUGAGUACCCCGAGAGCUCCAGUCCAGCCCGGGGCAUCGCCAUCGUCUCGGUGUUGGUUAUUGUCAUCUCCAUCAUCAUCUUCUGCCUGGAGACCCUGCCCGAGUUUCGCGAUGACCGCUACAGCGCCGAAAAGCAGGCGCUCAAUGGGACCCAGAGCCAGAGCAGCACCAGCCUGGUUGACCCCUUCUUCAUCAUUGAGACCACUUGUGUGGUCUGGUUCACCCUGGAGCUGCUGGUGCGAUUCCUGGCUUGUCCCAGCAAGUCCGUCUUCGCCCGGGACAUCAUGAACAUCAUCGACAUCGUGGCCAUCUUCCCUUACUUCAUCACCCUGGGCACCGAGCUGGCCGAGCAGCAGUCUAAUGGUCAGCAAGCCAUGUCUUUGGCCAUCCUCAGGGUCAUCCGCCUGGUGCGGGUUUUCCGCAUCUUCAAGCUGUCCAGACACUCCAAGGGGCUGCAGAUCCUGGGCCAGACUCUCAAGGCCAGCAUGAGGGAGCUGGGUCUGCUCAUCUUCUUCCUCUUCAUCGGGGUCAUCCUCUUCUCCAGCGCCGUGUUCUUCGCGGAGGCGGACGAGCCCAGGUCCCAUUUCUCCAGCAUCCCCGACGCCUUCUGGUGGGCGGUGGUCACCAUGACCACGGUGGGCUACGGCGAUAUGAAGCCGGUCACCAUGGGCGGCAAGAUCGUGGGAUCCUUGUGUGCCAUCGCCGGUGUGCUGACCAUCGCCCUGCCCGUGCCCGUCAUCGUCUCCAACUUUAACUACUUCUACCACCGGGAGACGGACAACGAGGAGCAGGCUCAGUACCUGAAGGACGACACGGAGAGCGAGGCCAGUCACUCGGAGGAGCUGAAGAGAAGCAGAAGCUCCCUGGGCAAAGCCUUGGAGAACAGUGAAGGGGUGAACAAUGGCGCCGGGGCCCACCUGAAGGCCAACAGUGCCCCGGACAUAAGGAAAUCUCUGUACGCACUUUGUCUGGAUCCAAAUACAGAAACGGACCUGUAG